AACCAUGUCUGACUCCUUAAAAAAAAAAAGAACAAGGGAGGGGGAAGACAAGGAGCGAAGAGAAACAUAAGGGCAGAGGAAAAAUACCUUAUAACUGCCUUGAGAGAGGCACAAAAACAGGGAGAAUGAGAAACAGGAGUCAUACGAGUCACAGAAGACGCUGUCGAGAUUCAAGAAGGGGGACGGCAGACCAUUCAAAAGCUCUUUUCUCCCCUGUGAAAACAGGAUUACUUCUCAUCAUAGAAACACAUGCUGCCUCUGAUCAGGAUUUUCAACGUUGAGUCUGUGGGAAUACCCAUUUAAUCAGGGUUUACAGUGCAAGUGUUAAGGCUGUCCAAAGGACGACCUGCCAAACAACAUUCGCAUGGACUGCGAUCUGUUCUCCACUAUCAUCUCCAUCAGACUAGACUGGCAGCUACGUGGACACUGGGAUUUGUGUGCGGGUCUCUGAUGUGCACACCCUUUGGACCGGCACUGUGCCGUCUGCUAUGUUGAUGACACUCUGCUGCUUCCUCGAACCCUACGGGUUGGGCUGGAUCAGAAUGGGAGGUUAAAAGGGCAAAUAGCAUCAUGGGAGCCAAACAAAUGAAAUGCCUCAGUUCAUCCAGUCCAGCACACACACCCAAGGAAGAGUAUAUUAUUGCCAAAUCUGAAGAUUCAGGAGAGCUAGUGUGGAACCACACAGAGCAACCACAAAGCCUAGAGGAUGUAGUGAAAUCUUCAGCCACAGAGCCGUCUCCUGGCCCAGAGCAUGCUGGGAAAGAGGAAAGCAGCACAUGGGAGGAACAGCUAUGUGCCCAGCAGGAACAGCUGGAGAAGGAGAUGCAAGAGACCAGGAAAAUGGUGACUAGGCUUCAGGUAAGUUAUUUGCACAUAUUUACAUUGUGCAUUGUUUUUGCGACAUCAGGCUGUGAGAAUAACGGCUACGACAGACUUCUUCAGCAGCAGCAGCAAGCAAAAGUGGAUGAUGCAUUGCUCAGGAUCAGUGAAAGCUAUCAUAGGUUGUCAGGCUGUGAGAAUAACGGCUACAGUCACAUGAUGGACACAUCCUCCGCUGUUUUCCAAUACAGAAUGGGGGAUGAGCUACAGCUGGUGCGAGAUGCUCUGCGCAGUCUGAGGGACAGUUUCAGCGGUCAUGACCCGCAGCACCACACGCUGGACACGCUGGAGCAGGGUGUGGCCAGUCUGGUGGACCGCCUCCACACCACCGAGAACAAGAAAAGGCAGGAGAGAAAGAGUUCAACUACGUCUCCUGGACGAAAAGCCAAUCACACAGACCGAGAAUCAUGGCCAUCAACCUCAAAGAUGGCUCAUUCUCACAGUAGCCCUGUUCUUAGUGCAGCAGCCUCAACCAAAGUACUCUACUAUACAGAUCGCUCUCUCACACCCUUCUUGGUCAACAUCCCUAAGAGGCUGGGGGAGGUCACGCUACAGGAUUUCAAGGUGGCUGUGGACAGACAUGGCAGUUUCAGAUAUCACUUCAAAUCUCUGGAUCCAGAGUUUGGAACAGUGAAGGAAGAGGUGUUUCAGGACAAUGCUGUUAUUCCUGGAUGGGAAGGGAAGAUUGUCGCAUGGGUGGAGGAGGAUCACAGAGAGGGGAGAUAGAGCAUGAGGGUUUGAUCCAUUCAGAAUGUAUGUUUUACCCUACAUAUGUAUACCUCAUCCCUGCAAAACUCUGAAGCCUUUGUCCUGUCCUAACUGUGAAUCUCACUGAACCAGUUCACUAUGUCAUUACAGCAGGCCAGUGUUUGUAAAAUAGGGUUAUAUGCAUUUUUAAGAAUGAAAGAAGAAUUAAUUUUUUAACUUUAUUAAAAAAUAGUUUACAGCUAAAUACUGAUGUUUUUGAGUGCACUGAGGUUAUGGUACAUUCUGUUUUCCAAAAUCUAGUGUUUCAGCAUUGCCAUUGUGAUAAGUGAUCAAGAAAAGAAGAUUAUUUAAAACUUGUAUUUGUCUUGUGCAGUGACAAAUAAUAAACAUGUUGCAUUAGUUGCCAAACUUUGACAAGCAUAUAACACAUUGUGUGCAUGUAUUGUCCUGCCAGAAAAAGGCAAUUUUAAGAAAACAUAUCAUCAAAAAUGUCCGCAUUCACGGUAAUAUAUUUUUCACUAAAAUGUGUUAACCUUUCUUGACUAUCCUUUGAAAGUAAGGGGUGGUAAAAGCUUUGUUUGUAAAAAUGUGUAACAUUUGAACAUAUUGAAAUAUUCCUUUUGAAAAUGAUUGUACUUUUCCUAUCAAGUUUGCAUGUCUGUUCAUAGUGUUUGGUAUCUGUGUUGUAAAUGCAAAUGCAGUUGACACUUGUCCACCUUUUAUUAAAGGCUUUCU
This is a messenger RNA of Sinocyclocheilus grahami, 2322 nucleotides long. RefSeq names its product dixin-A-like. The coding region runs from base 571 to 1605 and encodes 344 amino acids. The transcript has 10 exons. The record is from RefSeq and is a predicted model, not a curated record. NCBI's taxonomy places the organism in Eukaryota, Metazoa, Chordata, Actinopteri, Cypriniformes, Cyprinidae. Gene Ontology annotation, biological process: canonical Wnt signaling pathway. Gene Ontology annotation, cellular component: cytosol.